Messenger RNA from Triplophysa dalaica, 672 nucleotides. It is a transcript of the gene odam, whose product is annotated as odontogenic, ameloblast associated. Lineage: Eukaryota; Metazoa; Chordata; Actinopteri; Cypriniformes; Nemacheilidae. The record is from RefSeq and is a predicted model, not a curated record. The transcript has 6 exons.
AUGGAAUUUCAAGUCAUCCUUUACUUGGCUGGUGUCCUCAGUUUUUGCUCUUGUGUUCCUGUCUACCAGCCUCAAAUCGGAAUAUUCGCAAGUAACAGUAAUGAGAUUUUGCGUCUCAAUGGACUCAACGGACUCACUCUGGCAACUCUUGGUUUGGGUCAAGCACAGGGUCCAUCAUUUUUCUCUCCCUUCAUGAUCCAACCGCAGCUGCCGCAGGUUCUCAACUUUAACCCCUCAGUGCCUGGUCCCUUCUUACCCCCACAAAUCAACCAGCUGAAUCCAGCCCAGCUGCCUCCGUUACGACAGGAGCAGCCUGUAAACCGCCUCGGUCCCAAUAACGCCAUACCAGCACAGAAUCCCGCACAGGCCUUUCCAUACUUCCUGAAUAAUUUUUAUCCUUUGAGAAAUACUCCGAUAUGGCUGCCACCCAACCAGAUCCCUGGUCCAAAUAUUCAACAGCAGGCUGUCAAUCAACCAAUACAACCAGUUCAGGUACUGUGAAGACUUCGAAUCAAAAGCCUGAAUACUGAUCAAAAUAUCACCUUUUCUCUGUUGCAAUUUUAUUUCAUUUCUCAGAACGGAGGAAAUGCAGCAGACCCGAGUGCAACCGCUGCUCCGGAUUAUCGAGGUGAUCGGCCUGGUCCUGGAACUGUAGAGGUAAUUCUCAUGUAA